Molecule: messenger RNA, 517 nt
Organism: Priapulus caudatus
Lineage: Eukaryota; Metazoa; Priapulida; Priapulimorpha; Priapulimorphida; Priapulidae
Product: putative fatty acyl-CoA reductase CG5065
Exons: 7
Coding region: 53-517 (154 amino acids)
Biological process (GO): long-chain fatty-acyl-CoA metabolic process
Cellular component (GO): peroxisome
Molecular function (GO): alcohol-forming very long-chain fatty acyl-CoA reductase (NADP+) activity
Source: RefSeq, a predicted model, not a curated record
ACUAGGAACUAGGCCCCUUCUAGGCUACUGCGAUCCGUCGAUCCAUUCUCUGAUGAGCAUAGAGAUGGCAGAUGACAUAACGGCGUCGUCGCCGACCACGCCAACGAUUCGAGAGUUCUACGCCGGACGCAGCAUUCUUGUCACCGGCUCCACGGGUUUCCUCGGAAAGGUUCUGGUGGAGAAGUUUCUGCGAGCAUGUCCGCGCCUCGCUCGCAUCUAUGUCCUCAUCCGACCGAAGGAUGGCAAGGACGCAAAGCAGCGACUCGCUCAGAUUCUCGCCGAGAAGCUGUUUGACCGCGUCAGGCAGGCCACGCCCGGCGUGGAGGAGAAGGUGGUGGCGAUCAGCGGCGACAUCACGGAACCGAACCUUGGCGUGGCGGCGAGCGACGAGGAGGCGCUGCAACGCGAAGUCUCCAUCGUCUUCCACUCCGCCGCCACCGUCCGCUUCGACGACCACCUCAGGAUAGGGGCCAUACUGCUGAAACGUGGUGGGAGCUACAAAAUGUCAUGCAGCUAA